UCCAUGCGUCAUAAGUGUGCGACAAUCACAUUGCCUUGUUUUCUUUUACUUUUCAUUAUUUUUUUUGGAGCUGUCAAGCUCUACAUACUACUAAUAUUAAUGUAAAAAAAUAGCACUGGCUUGUUAGGUGUGUAUUUGGGGAAAAUGAGUGACAGUGUUUCAACGUCGAGUGAUCGCACAAAUGGAGUUUUAGCGAUGGAGCUGCUUCGAAUCGACGUGCUGGAGGAGGAGGGGGAUGAUGUGCUGCAGGGAACAACCGAGAGAGACCAUUCCUCCUUUUCAAAAAACGUGUUGAGGAAGCAGCGGCACUGGGAGAGGAAACUCGCUGCCAGAAAGAGCAAAAGAAAGGAGGAGAAACUAAGGAGGAACCUCAAUCGACACUCAGAAGAAGGUGUGGAACAACCUCGUCUCACCAAGCGGGUCAUGAAGGCUGUCGCCAGAGAGCGUUUGGUUGAGGCCCGCUCCGGUGGCCUCAAAGUGUGCGUCGACCUCGGCAUGAGCCACCGCAUGUCUGGCAAGGAAACGAGCCGGCUGGCAGCUCAGUUGCGGCGGCUGUAUGGCGCCAACAAAAGGGCGAGCAAACCCUUCCAUUUGUUUCUGACGAGCUUUCGGGAGGACAGUCGCCUCCUCGCAGAGUGCGUGCGCAUGAACGCCGGCUUCCUCGAGUACAUGAUGGAGAGAACGGAGCAAAGCUGUCUGGAGAUUUUCCCCCCAGACCACGUCGUCUACCUCUCACCUGACGCCGAAGAAGCUUUGGAACGCGUGGACCACGACAAAGUCUACGUCCUCGGAGGGCUCGUGGACGAAAGCGUCCAAAAGACGCUGAGCCUCUCCCGGGCCAAAGAACUGGGGGUACGCGCGGUGCGGCUCCCGAUCGAUGAACACAUGAAGAAGAUGCCAAACGAGAAGAACUUCCACUCGAAGAUCCUGGCAAUCAAUCAGGUCUUUGAGAUCAUGCUGGCUGUGUGCGACACCGGCAGCUGGAUGCAAGCUCUGGACGAGCGCUUCCCCAGGGGGAAGGGCUAUGUGGUCGCGUAGCGCGGCGACAAAUUAAGACUUGACCCAAAUGAAAACAAGUCGGAAAAUUGCUUUUCAGUUUCAAUCUUUAUUUUACCAGUUUUUUUUUUUGUUUGUUUUUACAAAAUGUUUUGAACAUUGGUCUCAAGCUGGCGGCCCGGGGGCCAUUUGCGGCCCGCGAGGUGAUAUCCUGCGGCCCCAACCUUAAGAUGAAAAUGUAAUAUUAGCGCGGCUCUCGAGUUUUUUUUUUUAUUUUAUGAAUGGCACUUUUACAGUGUUGUGUGCGGAUUGACGACCCAACCAAUCACGGAGGGGUAGAUGGCCCCAAGGUAAAUUGAGUUUGAGACCGCUGGUUUAGAACAUUUUUUUAAAUCUGAAUUAUGAAAAUAAAACUUUUCAUACCAACUAAUCUAAAUGUCAUCAACGCAUUUUUAUUUAGCUUUGCGGGCCUCAUAAAAUCAUGGGGUGGGCCAGGUCCAGCCCCCAGGCUUUAAGUUUGACACCUGUGUUGUCACUGUUAUAAUUUAUGAUAUGAAAAUUUGAUAUUUUGGUACAGAUUUGACCAAAAAUUCACAAGUUAAUACACACGAUUUAGCUUAAAAACAUAAAAUCAUGCGACAGGCCGGAUCUGGCCCCCAAGCCUCGGGUUUUACAACCUCUCAUCAAUGUUGUCAUUUAUAUGACAAUUUGAAAUUUUGGUUCAGAUUUGAAUAAAAAUCAUGGCGGUUAAUACACACGGUUUCGCGACUGAAAAUGUAUUUCAACCUUUCGAGCGGGGUUUUCAAACUAGAAGCCCGCGGGCCAUUUCCGGCCCCCAAGGUGAUAUUUUGUGGCCCCCACCUUACUAUGAAAGGUUAAUGUUAGCACAGCUUUCGAGUUUUAUACGAAUGGCACUUUUACACUGUUGUGUGAGGAGCUGACGCCCCAACCAAUCGUGGUGGGGCGUAUGAACGGCAAAAUUCACAAAAGGUGUUUUCGCCAUGAGAAUUUGGAUGUCCACCUUUCUGGCUUUCAGUGAAUUUUCCGGUAUCUCUGCUGCAACUUACUAAUGAACC
Molecule: messenger RNA, 2072 nt
Organism: Syngnathoides biaculeatus (alligator pipefish)
Lineage: Eukaryota; Metazoa; Chordata; Actinopteri; Syngnathiformes; Syngnathidae
Gene: trmt10b
Product: tRNA methyltransferase 10B
Exons: 7
Coding region: 145-1038 (297 amino acids)
Biological process (GO): tRNA N1-guanine methylation
Cellular component (GO): nucleoplasm; nucleus
Molecular function (GO): tRNA binding
Source: RefSeq, a predicted model, not a curated record